Molecule: messenger RNA, 663 nt
Organism: Cordyceps fumosorosea ARSEF 2679
Lineage: Eukaryota; Fungi; Ascomycota; Sordariomycetes; Hypocreales; Cordycipitaceae
Exons: 2
Coding region: 1-663 (220 amino acids)
Source: RefSeq, a predicted model, not a curated record
AUGCUGCCCAAGAUUGCCCUCCUCCUCGCCGCCUCCCAGGCCGUCACCGCGCACUUUGGCCUGACCCAGCCUCAAUGGCGCGCCGACACCCUCGCCGCUGGGAAUGACGCCAAGUACAGCCAGUGGACCUACCCAUGCGCCGGCGUCCCGUACGGCGCCGGCAACGUCACCGAGUGGCCCCUCGACGGCGGGCCCCUCGAGCUGGACCUGCACCACCCCUGGACCUACGUCUUCGUCAACCUCGGCCUCGGCGCCAACACCACCAACUUCAACCUGACCCUCACCCCGGACCUCUGGAACACCACCGGCCGCGGCACCCUCUGCGUCGACCGCCUCGCCGUCCCCGCCGGCAUCGCCGACGGCACCCGCGCCACCGUCCAGGUCGUCACCUCGGGUGCUAGCGGCUCCGCCCUCUACAACUGCGCCGACGUCCGCUUCUCCAAGGACGCCAAGAAGAGCAACGCGACCUGCGCCAGCAAGGGCGUCACCCUCACCGAGGUCAAGCCCCAGAACGCCAGCGCGACGACGAGCGGCGCCGGCGCCACGGCCACGCAGACGGGCUCCGGAAAAUCGGGCGCUGCUGCCGCCGUCGGGGUGAAUGGCGGCGUGCUCGCGACGGUGGUCGGCGCGGCGGCCCUCUUUGCCCUAGGAUCGAGCCUGUAA